Molecule: messenger RNA, 1350 nt
Organism: Morone saxatilis (striped sea-bass)
Lineage: Eukaryota; Metazoa; Chordata; Actinopteri; Moronidae
Product: serine/threonine-protein kinase NIM1
Exons: 4
Coding region: 1-1350 (449 amino acids)
Biological process (GO): intracellular signal transduction; protein phosphorylation; microtubule cytoskeleton organization
Cellular component (GO): cytoplasm
Molecular function (GO): protein serine/threonine kinase activity; ATP binding; tau-protein kinase activity
Source: RefSeq, a predicted model, not a curated record
AUGAAGGACCCGCAGCUCACAGCCAUCAAAUCGCGCCUAUGGCCAAAGCAGAAAGUGAGCAAAACAUCCAAAGCCGAGGCUCCGAAAGGGGAAAAGAGCGCCAAGCCCCUGGCCUCUCCUGCCUUUUCUGCUGCCAUCCCACAGCUGACUGAAGCAGAUAGAAUGAGGCGGUCACCGUUUGAGAGGGUCGUCUACGACAUGGCCCACAAUGAGAGGAUCAUCAAUGACCUGAUGCUCGGUCGGAGAGUUGGCUUCUACGAGCUGCGUGGAGAGAUUGGGCAGGGAAAUUUCUCUACGGUCAGAUUGGGCAUUCAUGCCUUGACGAAAGAGAGAGUAGCCAUCAAAGUCGUGGACAAGCUGCGUCUAGAUAAGAAGACCCAGACAAUGACUUCCUCAGAGAUCAGCUGCAUGGAGAAGCUGUGCCACCCCAACAUAGUGCGACUUUAUGAGGUGUUCGAAACCAGCAGGAAGCUGUAUCUGGUGAUGGAGUAUGGCAGCGGUGGAGAUCUGUUCUCCCGAAUCACCACCAGGGGGAAGCUGAAAGACCUGGAAACCAAGCUGGUGUUUGCACAAGUAAUUUCUGCGGUUAAACACAUGCAUGACAACAAAAUCGUCCACAGAGACCUUAAGGCAGAGAACAUCUUCUACACCACCAGCUACUGCAUCAAGGUUGGAGAUUUUGGUUUCAGCACAGAGAGCGACCCUAAUGAGCUCCUCACCAACUUCUGUGGCUCACCACCGUACGCUGCUCCUGAACUGUUUAAGGAAAAAGGUUACAUCGGACGCUACUCAGACACCUGGGCUUUGGGUAUUCUCUUGUACUUCAUGGUGACGGCCACUAUGCCCUUCUAUGGGGACAACAUGGGGAGGCUGAAGCGCUGCAUCCUGCAGGGGGCCUACAGCAUCCCUGCUUAUGUGCCCGAUCCAUGCCAGCUGGUCAUUAAAGGCAUGCUGCGGCCUGUGCCUGCUGACCGCUCCACUCUCACACAGAUUACAAACAGUGCUUGGCUGAAUGGGAUCGAGUACCCUCGUCCGUAUGUCUUGCUGCCCCUGUCCCCAGCUCACUUUGCCCAGGCCAACCAGGCUCUGUGUGUGGAGGAGCAGGAAGUGAAGGGUUUGCUGUCAGAUCUUGGCAUUGUGACAGUCCAUUUCCAAAACAAUUCCUGCUUAGACUGUAGGAGCCCGCUGACGGGGACCUACCGGAUCCUUCUCCAUCAGGUCCAGAAGAGGAGGUCAAUGGAAGCUGUAGGUUAUUCAGCGCUUCACCCUGAUGAUUAUGGGAGUCCACAGAAGUGGUCUGUAGCAUCUGUGGGAAAACACACUCCCUCCGCUGUCUGUGUUGUAUUGUAA